CUCGCCACCCCGCCACCCCUGUGCGCAGGCGCGUCUCUCGGGCUGGAGAAGGGCGGGGGUAGAGGGAGGGAGGAGCGCGCGCGUGAGGCCGCCCCCGCCUGCCAACCCGGACUGGCCGGCGCGCGCCGCCCCGGAGCGGGAGGCUUGGUGGGGAGAGGGGGAGCAAAAGUUGUUGCGAGGGCGGGGUCGCGCCCGUAGUCGCCGCCAGGAGGGGGCGAGAAAGGAGCUGAGUGUGUGAGCCGCGAGCGACAGGAGAUUCGAUGGAAAGAGAAUGAAAUAAACAUGGAGUCUUCUAAAUGGGAAAAUAUUUCAUAGAUCACAGUUAAAAGUAAAAAGAAAUUGGAAUGACAUGAGAGAACCGGAGUAUAAAGCCUUACAGGAACUUUCCAUUUUUGUGAUAUGUAUAAACUUGCCAUAUAGUACAACGAAUGAUUUAUAGUAACACUUCAUUGAUAUUCCUGGAAGAAGUCAGUUGCUGAGCAACUUGCCUAAUAAGAACUUUUUUUCUAAGAACUUUUAUUCUAAAAACUUUUAACAUCUUCUAACCUUAACUGGACACCUUUUCUUUUGGUUUGUUGAUUUUCUGGUGUUUUUUUUUUUUUUUUUUUCAAGUCUGAGAGUUAGAAACUUUGUAUCUCAGCUGAGAGACUGAUCCUGAUAGAUGCCUGACAGUCCUCGUGAAAAGUGGACGUAAAUCCAUGAAUGGUUACUAUUGCACAAAGUUGAAUGGAUUGCCAUGAAUUUCCAGGAAUUCCCUUAGGACCUUUGCCUUGCACUUGUCAGAUCCUUAAAUAUUUAAGUUGUAAAUAUUAUAAUUAUAAAGUAUAAAAAAUAAUGGCAUGGGUGAAAUUCUUAAGAAAACCUGGGAGUAAUCUUGGAAAAGUUUAUCAGCCUGGAAGCAUAUUGUCCCUGGCCCCCACAAAAGGCUUGUUAAAUGAACCCGGACAAAACAGCUGCUUUCUUAAUAGUGCUGUUCAGGUGUUGUGGCAACUUGACAUAUUUCGACGAAGUUUAAGAGGUUUAACCGGACAUGUGUGUCAGGGAGAUGCGUGCAUAUUUUGUGCUUUAAAGGCAAUAUUUUCACAAUUUCAACAUAGUCGAGAAAAAGCGCUCCCAUCAGAUAAUAUGAGACAUGCCCUGGCGGAAAGUUUUAAGGAUGAACAGCGUUUCCAGCUUGGAUUCAUGGAUGAUGCAGCGGAAUGCUUUGAAAAUAUUCUUGAGAGGAUUCAUUUUCACUUAGUGCCAAACAGCGAAACAGAUAUGUGCACUUCAAAAUCCUGUAUUUCUCAUCAGAAAUUUGCUAUGACACUAUAUGAACAGUGUGUGUGUCGCAGUUGUGGAGCGUCAUCAGACCCAUUGCCUUUUACAGAAUUUGUGCGUUAUAUUUCUACCACAGCCCUGUGUAAUGAAGUAGAAAGAAUGAUGGAGAGGCAUGAACGUCUCAAACCAGAAAUGUUUGCAGAAUUGCUGCAGGCAGCAAAUACUACUGAUGACUACAGGAAGUGUCCUAGUAACUGUGGUCAGAAAAUAAAAAUUCGUCGUGUCCUUAUGAAUUGUCCUGAGAUUGUGACAAUUGGUUUAGUCUGGGAUUCAGAACACUCUGACCUAACAGAAGAAGUUAUGCGGAAUCUGGCAACACAACUUUAUCUUCCUGGGCUAUUUUAUAGGGUUACAGAUGAAAAUGCCAAGAAUAGUGAACUUUUCCUUGUGGGAAUGAUUUGCUACACAAGCCGACAUUACUGUGCCUUUGCCUUUCAUACCAAGAGUUGCAAAUGGGUGCUGUUUGAUGAUGCUAAUGUGAAAGAGAUUGGAACAAAAUGGAAAGAUGUGGUCUCCAGGUGCAUUCGAUGUCAUUUUCAGCCAUUGUUGCUAUUUUAUGCUAACCCAGAUGGCACAGCUGUAUCUCCAGAAGAUGCUCCAAAGCAGAUUAUUCACUGGUCUCAAUGCAAAGCAGCAGGAGGAAAUGGGGAAGACAUGGGAUUUGAAAAACAUUCUUCUCCUAAGUCGGACCAUAUAAAAGAAAAUGGAAUUGGAGACCCCAAUAAUCAAAGGAGUAAUAAAAAAAUUCAGCCAGACAAUUCAACAUUCAGUAGAAGCCAUAUGCAAGCUAGUGCUGGUAGAGGUCCAGCUAAGUUAGGGUACGGUGAUCAAAAGGACAGGUUGAAGGACAUAUCCAGAGAAUGUGCUCAGAAAGCUGCUGAUAUGAAAACUUUCUCAUCCUUACGAAAAGAUGCAGACAGAGGACCAAGGAGAGAGUCUGGGAGACAAAGAGAUUUAAUUGGGGAAGAUCGUUCCACUAUUAAGUCAGGAUCUCCUCCAGUUGGAAAUGGACUUAGACACUGUGCUGAUCAGCGCAUAUAUAGCAGCCAGGGAAGAGGCUCCUAUAAGCAUGACAGCACGCCUCACCAAGCAAAGCUUUCUGUACAGGUGCUUGGAUCAAACAAAACAGAAGCUUUUCCUGCUGGGGAGAAACCAAUGAUCAAGACCCGGGCUGAUGGUGUCACUGGCUAUGAUACAGAUACCAGUCAAGAUUCUAGGGACAAAGGAAGUAUCAGCAGCAGCCGAAGCAAAAGUAAAGGUUGGAAACCUAUGAGAGAGACACUAAAUGUAGACAGCAUUUUCAGUGAGACUGAGAAAAAACAGCAUAGCCCAAAGCACAAGACAAAUCCAAACAGUAAAUCUCGGCAUGAAAAGGAGCGAAGCUUGAACCAUUGGCCAAAAGAGAACCAAAUCCAGAAAGUUUUAAUGACUAUUUAUGAAGAUGAAACAAAACAGGAUACAGGAAGUCGAAGUUCGCUGGAUUCAGAGGGAAAAGGGAAUGCUGAAAAAAGCAAAGGAUUUCCAGAGAGAAAAAUCCAUGGUGAUAAUUGGCAAUUUCAGAGGACAGAAUCUGGAUAUGAAAGCAGUGAUCAUAUCAGCAAUGGAUCUGCAAAUCCAGACUCGCCUGUUAUUGACGGAAUCAAUUCGGCAGAUGUCAGGAAUGUUAAAGACGGUGCUUCCUGCAGUGAGCAAGGCUUGUCAACCAGAAAAGCUGAUAGUGUGUUACAUCCGGUAUCCCAGCAGAACAGAAACUUCUAUGACUUGAGGAAAGACCAGAUCAAUUCAGAAGUUAACUACAGACCUCAUGUUAAUUUUCUGACAGAUUUACACUUGCAGGUGCCCAGCCCCCCAGUGAAGAGAGCUGAAACGCCUGAGACCAAUAGGAAACCUUUCCAGUCAUCAGCUUUACAGCCAGUUCUUAAAGACAUUGUUAAGUCAGAAAGUAGGAGCAAGGCAAGUGAACAGAAUUCAUCAGAGUGGCUUAAUCCAGACAAGUUUGAGAAGACAAAUGUGCCAGUAUGUUGUGCUGAUGGCGCAUCUCACCCGUAUACAGAAAACGUCUGUGGAAGGAAGCUGAUCAACAACGACUUUCACUCCUCUUCCCAGCCACACUCUCAUCAUGCAAGAACAUUUGGUCCCAAGGUGGGGUUGUCACCUUGUGUGCUACAGAACCUGUCAGAAAGGCCGGUGGUGCUUCCCCCACCCGGUGAGCAUGCCGGGCACCCAUUCCAAAGGGCGGAUGCUCUUUGGGUGCCUGACACAGUCUACCAGAAUCUUCCUCCUCCUUUACCACCAAAGAAAUAUGCUCUUAGUACUUUGGCAGGAUUGGAACAUAACUCAGCAGCUGAUGUUAAAUCGAUAGAAGCAUUGCAAAAUAAUCCGUUAAGGCAAACAGGUGCACCUUUAAAAUCUGAAUUAGAAGCAGGCAUAUUUACAAAUGAACACAGGUUUAAAGAGCCAUUUCAAGGAAAUGAACUGUUUGUUCAUAAGACAGAUUCUCCACCUCGCUUAUCAGGUAAUGAAUUUUGGACUGUGUCUGAAAACUUUUUAAAGAAAGGAUCUCGUCAUACAGAACCAAGUGCAGGUUAUGGGGACGGAAAUGAUAGUGUAUCCCUAACAACUUAUUUUUCAGUAGAUAGUUGUAUGACUGACACAUACAGGAUGAAGUAUCAUCAGAGGCCCAAGCUGUAUUUUACAGAUAGUGGAAGCUUUCCCAAAGAAAAGCAUCCUCCCUCGGCUGGAGUAGAACUCAAUGCUACAUACCAUGCUACUGUUGAGCCCAGGCAUCCCACAUCUGAGCAAAGGUACAAGGCAAAUGUUGAAGGCAUACACUGCAGUAGAUAGAUUCUUUAAAAAAAUAAAUCUGGAUCUGAUUUCUGCAUUUCACGUAGCAUAUAAAUGGGCACAAACACUUGAGUCUGUGUGGUAACAAGAUACCUAUUUGACUGGACUCUGCUUAGGAGUUAGGACUGUUUAAAUGAAUAUGCAAGUAGAGAUGAACAGAGGAGAAGAGGUGCUAAACUUGUGGUUCUUUGAUUUGUUACUCUAGUUGCCUUAAUGCUUACCUCUCUUACCUUGUCUUCUACAGUUUAUAUUAAAAUGGUCCCUGUGGGUGUAUAAAUCUUACAGCAGUGGGAUCAACUAGAUGUUAAUAAUUUUUUGAUAAGAUUUACUUAGUUGCAGUUUAUAAAGUGUUCCUUUAGAUUGUGGUCACUAAAUAUUUAAACUAACAAAAGGGAUAAACAUAUUCCCAUAUGUAAUGCCACAAAUGUAGUUAUAAUAGAGCAGCAUUUGUCUUGAACAGGUAGAAGAAAGUGACAUUGAUUUUUUGAUCUGACUUAUCUGAGUGUGCUUUCACAAACCUUCAAGUGUCUUUAAUACAAGUUUACCCAGAGAAUUUUUAACUUGUUAUUUGAAAAGCCUUAAUAAUAAUUCUUUGAAAACAACUCUGGUUUGCAAGUGUUAAAUAAGGUUUUUAAAGGGAAUUCAAAUAAAAUGCAAUAAUUGACUGUCCUAUUAAUGUACCUGCUCUAUGUUAGUGUACAUUUUAAAACACAUUUAUAGAAGUUGUUCAUCUUAUAAGCUACUUAACUUAUUACAAUUAAAUUUAACCACAGAAGUUGCAAAUUGAUAUAGCAGAAUAGGAUGCCAAUUUUAAAAUGCAGUUAUCAUGCAACUAGAGAGAUUAACUUUGUAAGGUUUUAGUUAUAUUUACUACUUACAUUCAGUUCUUAGUCUACAGUUGCAUGUAGUCAAUGCUGCUACUCAUUGAACUUUCUUUUUUUAGCUUAACACUUUGAGCAAUGUUUAAUGGGGAUCAGAUAUUUUGAUUUUACUGACAUUUUUUCCUAUUCAGAGCAGUCCUACACAUGGAUAUGUUCUGUAUUAGCAGAUCAGGCUGACUUGAGCCUGCAGCCAUUCAGACUGCAGUGGCUGAGGGAGCAUGAAGAGAAGAGGUUCUUUUUCUCUGCACUGCCACUCUGCCCUGCAUUUUGGGCCGCUCUGGCAUUUAACACGUCCCAUGUUAACCUGUUUUAUUUUGGUAACGGAGAGGGGAGAUUUAUUUUACUUUUAUUUGGUUAGUUUAAUCAGUGCAUAGAACUGGUGAGUGCUGAGUGAGGAAAGAAUGGUGAACAGGAUUUUGUCCUCCUGGUUGCCCUGAGUGUUUGAAAUUACCUACUGCGUUGUGUGCUGUCAGAGGCAGCAGCUUUGAGUUGUUUGUCUUCUUGUAACAUUGGUCAAUGCAUAAUUUAGAAUUCAUGUCAGCAAAGCCUGACACAAUCAUAAAAGGCUAUUUUUUUGCCAUUUUUCAUAUUAGAGUGUUAACUUGGAGUGCUGCUGACUUACAUCUAAACUUCAAUGCCUUCUAGUGAUUAAAAUAAUGCAAGAAGUUUAAAUAUACGUAAUAAACACUCUUGCUUGUACUUGCACUAUUAGAAAGGCUUUUUUAUGUUGAUAAACCUUACCUGAAUUUUAGUGUUUCACCCAAAUGGUGGCAGUUGUUUAGCAUGAUUAUCCAAGGUAUACAUGUAAGCAGUAGUUUUGGUUAGUUUUUGUCAAGGUCAGUUAUUUGGGUUUUUUUAACUACAUCUGACUUACAGUAGAACUGGAACAUGACAUAUGCAACAAACUGGUUAUCUCAGAUGAAUCUUCUCUUUUCUACUUUCUUGAUCAAAAUUUGUUGUAGCACUUGGAAAAAAAAAAAAAGAAUUCUAUCAUUUGUAGUGCAAACAAUUACACAUGUUUAGCUAAGGCCAGUGGUAAACAGCAACUUAAAAAAAACGUAUGCUUUUGUAAGAAAAUCAGUUGAAUACAGGAAAAGAAAACCUGAAAAUGUAGGAACUUGAAGGAUUCCCAACUGUAGUAUUUUUGAGAGAUUUCAGAACCUGUAAAUUAAACUUUUCUCGUUCUUCCACAAUGUUACAUAAUAUGCAGUUAACUAAAACCGUCUUCUAAUAGUUGUGUAAAAAAAAAUUAUUGGAAUUUGUAAAUAAUGUAUAAUUUGUAAAAAGUUUUGCAAAAAUCUUGUAUUUGAAAUUACAGUAUUUGUAUGUAUGAAUAGCACAGCAACAACUGUGAAUGUUAGAAAACUUAUUUUUGAACAUGCAUACUUCUGUACAAUAAGCAAUAUGAAUGACUAUUACUGAUACCAAUGAAACUGGCUUCCAGUAAGCACAACUGGUAAACUUCUUUUUAAAGUAGCUGCAGUAAUUUAGCUGUACUUCAGUCUCCUUGCUUUGCCAGACAACUUUGUGACCCAUGUUUACCAGGUAUUUAAUUAUAGUAAACAGACAGCUAAUUGAGGCACCUUUGUUUUUAUAUUUGACUCUACACUCCAUGUAUGUAUGUAAUAUUUGCUAACUAAUAUGUAAUAACUUGUUUUAAACUUACCUAGGGUGCCUAUUUAUUUUUUUAUGUCCCCUUCUGGCUAUAGAUUUGUAUAAGAACCUAGACAAUUUUGU
Molecule: messenger RNA, 6782 nt
Organism: Colius striatus (speckled mousebird)
Lineage: Eukaryota; Metazoa; Chordata; Aves; Coliiformes; Coliidae
Gene: USP53
Product: ubiquitin specific peptidase 53
Exons: 16
Coding region: 835-4164 (1109 amino acids)
Biological process (GO): response to auditory stimulus; sensory perception of sound; protein deubiquitination
Cellular component (GO): cell-cell junction
Molecular function (GO): cysteine-type deubiquitinase activity
Source: RefSeq, a predicted model, not a curated record